UAUUCUACGUCCAGACCUCGCUUUGUCGGGCGGAGUGACGUCACUUCCUGUACAGGUGUCUCACUGUAACGGCUAAAACAUCCACAACAAGAGCAAAAGCGGAACGUGUCAGCGAUUACAGAGUUUCUACAAUCCCUUCACUUCAGUCUAAUUGCACUAUUAAAGUACAGUGAGCAGAGUGGCUUUUCAGGAGACAAGCACUCCUUUGCGAGUGGCCUGCCACUUCGGCUGGUUACAGAUUUGUAGACGUGCAAGUUACACCAGCAAAGCAGCAGUUGGUGGGGUGUGUGGGACAGGGCCAUGGAGGCACCUGAGGUGGAAGGCCGCACGUUUAUGCAGGUGAUCAGUGAGAAAUACAGCCCUGAGAACUUCCCCUAUCGCCGGGGCCCUGGCAUGGGGGUGGUUGUACCAUCAGGCCAUCAGGGAUCUCCUAUGAAAGACCGACUGAACCUGCCCAGUGUGCUGGUCCUGAAUGGCUGUGGAAUUAGCCAUGCAGGCGAUGAAGGAGAAAUUGCAGCUUUUUGUGCUCAUGUCGUUGAACUGGACUUAUCUCAUAACAAACUCCAAGACUGGCAUGAGAUCAGUAAGAUUGUUAUGAACAUUCCAAACCUGGACUUCCUAAACCUUAGCUCAAACCCUCUGAGUGACACAGUGCUGGAGCCGGACUGUGCCGAGGCUUUCUCUAGAGUGCGCCGCCUCGUCCUCAACAACACUCAAAUUUCUUGGGAUAUUGUUCACGCCUUUACACGCGAGAUGCCUGAAUUGGAGGAGCUGUUCCUGUGCCUUAAUGAGUACAGCACUGUGAUGGUGUCUGCCACUCCAUGUCCUACCCUGCGGCUGCUGCACAUUACAGACAACAGUCUGCAGGACUGGAGCGAGGUGCGCAAGUUCGGCAUCAUGUUCCCCUCCCUCGACACACUCGUCUUGGCCAACAACAACCUGAAAUCCAUUCUUGACUCUGAGGACAAUCUUCGCAGACUCUUUCCUAACUUGCGUAGCAUCAAUCUGCACAAUUCUGGUCUGAAUCAAUGGGAAGACAUUGAGAAGUUAAAUUUUCUACCCAAGCUGGAGGAGGUGCGAUUGCAGGGCAUUCCUCUGCUCCAGUCCUACACUAACACAGAGAGGCGCAGCCUUAUGAUUGCUCAGUUGCCUUCAGUGAACUGCCUCAACGGGAGCAUUGUUACAGGGGGAGAACGUGAAGAUGCUGAGAGGUUCUUCAUCCGUUACUAUCGGGAUUACUCUGAAAAGGAGCAGCCUCACAGAUACCACUAUUUGGUGGCUAAGUAUGGGAAGUUGGCGCCACUGGCUGAGAUUGACCUGCGGCCACGCUGCCAUGCUAAGGUGGAAGUGCACUGUGAGGACCGGGUAGAGCAGGUGAGCAUCAGGCUGGACCAGACUGUGGCUGAGCUGAAAAAACAGCUGAAAACUGUAGUGCGACUCUCAGCCAGUAACAUGCGUCUCUACUACAUUGACAAGGACAUGCACUCAGCUUUUGGGCCUGAAGAGAUGAAGUAUAACACAAGGGCCUUGCAUUCCUACAGCAUUCGGGAUGGGGACGAGAUCCUGGUGGUGCCCAAGACCAAAUGAAUGAAUGAAACAAGGACCAAGACAAAACUGUGCUGGAAUCUUUUGUGUUCAUACUAACACUGCACAGAUUCCACAAAGUGUGUGAAACGUGAUUCCAGAAAGAAAAAAAAAGAAAAUCUAGGCUUGUCAGACUGCCUUGGAUUUCAGAGACAUUACAUUGUGUUUUAAAGGGCAUCAUGCAGCUCACAUUGCUGUCCAGUGUGUGUGCCGCUGCGCUUGUUGCCAUGCCGUACAUAUGGCUUUCUUCUUUAUGUUGCCUUUGACCAUGAAUGGGGUUUGCUGUUAACUGUUAGAAAAUGCCUGUUUCUUUAAAAGGAAAGCACAAAGAGCUUUGCUAGUUCAAUAAGUGCAUCCUGUGAAACUUGACAAUCACCUGCCACCAGUUAUAUCGUGGUUUGCCACCGGAGGGGGAAAGGGUGUAAGACCUUCACGCAAUCACCCUUUGAUUGUUAUACAGAGAAAAUGGUGGAUUUGUAGAUGGUAUAUGUAUAGUGUAACUCUCAGGCCACAACAUUUAAUAGUAAUUAAUAAUCUGACGGUAUAAUAAAGAGGGACAUCCUAAAGAGAAAUAAAGGUUUUAAUUUAUUUAUUUAUUUUUUAAUAUUUGAUUUAUGCAUGAAUACACAGCAAGUGGCUACCCUCAUAGAUUCAGAUUAAUCCUUAAUAUCAGUGUCAGUCUGAGCAUCUGUUCUUUUUUUAUAUAAAGAGAAGCUGAAAUGGCUCAGUGAACCUUCUGUUUGGUGUUUUUUAAGCAGAAAAUAGACGUAGUCAUAUUAUAGUCAUUUGCUCAUUUCAAGACAAAGAAAUAUGCACCUCUGCAGACAUUAUAAAACAAUAGAAGUACAACUGAACUGUAUUAGAAAAGGAGUAGGGUUGUAAAGGUGUAAGGUUUAGAGUAUAUGUAAUAAUCUGAAUUAUAUGAAAUAUAUAAGUCCUACCUCCCAAAGUGCACUGACACUGCAUUUGAAUUUUUUCUUUCCUAUUUUCAUUUCUUUGGAGUUCAGUUGACUGGAUUAGAAUUAAAGACAAUGCUGCAGAAUAUAUACAUAUAUAAGUACAAUACAUAAAGCAGUGUGAGUUAACGUUUCUUACAAAAAUAUUUUUCAUUAAAAAAUCUUAAGCAUAUUCAAUCUCAUAUUGAACAGAAAAGAUGGCUGGUUAGGACUCUUUCAAGGUAUAACAGUGUUGGUCAUGUUUGUUUUUGUUUUUUGUUGUUUUUUUCUUUAAAUAGUAAAGUGAUUGUUAAGACUGCAUUAUUGAGUGGGAAGUAAUUAGAAACUUACAUUAAAACCAUGUCAGCAUUUGGGUAGCAGAUUUCUGAUUAAAUUGCACUAGAUCUGUGCUUUAAUAUUGGUAUUAUUUUCCAUAUAUAAGGAUGAAUUUUGCAGUUCAUCGUUUAAUCUUAAUUCUACAAAUGCAACUCCUUAACAGUCCCUUAAAUUGCAACAUAGUAUUCUCCUUGGUGAGAAUUAAAAGCUUAUUUAUUGUUUUUCUCAUAUAAAUAUAUCACCCUAGAAGUAAUUAAGUUUAUGAUAUAACAAUCAUAAUCACAAAAUUAAACACUGUGUCUAUAUUAUUGAUGACAGACACUGUUCUUGUGUCUAUGUAGUCAUUAGACUGAACUGAAGUUCAGUGUGGUAACUCCAAGCUUAGAGGAUACAUAGAAGUCUAUGUGAUGAACUAAUCUUGGAAUUUUAGCUAGGAAUCCCAAUGAACAUGAAGCAUGGUGUUAGCUUUUUUUCCAAGAAUGGUUAGGAGGAAAUUCUCCAGAUCAUAUUUCAUAACAAAGUACUGUGUGUGGUCAUUUUCUGUAUCUUGUAGAUGGCAUAUAAUAGUAUUGCAGUGAGUAGUUGGUUAGAGAAAUAAUUAAAAAUUGAAUUAAUCUGUAUAACCACAUAAUAUUAUCCGAAGAGAGAUUUAAAGCUAAUUGCUUUGUAGAAUGUUUAUAUUCCAUAUAAAAAGUUUCCCUGUUCUUUUUCUUUUUCAUGAAGUGGAUUCUUUGCAUUCGGCUUUAACCUAGGUCAGCUAUAAGUGAAGAAAUUUUUAAAUUUCAUAUAAAAUUGUAUACGCAGUUGUCAUGCUUGUAUCCAGUACAUCUAUGCUGAAGCCAGAUAUAAAGUGAAUCACAUGCACAAUGAAAGUCUUAUCAGACCGACAUUAAAAUGAACAGGAGGUUUGUAACAUGAUCCCUUUUUAACUGGUAAAAUAACGGAUAAUACGAAAGAUGCUGCUGUGUUGAUUUUGAUCAUUGCACUUUAAUAGGUAUUAAAUUAUUGUUAUUUAUUAUUCAUUUACAUGAACAGGAAUCAUUGUAAAAUUGUUUAUUUAUUUUGUUAUAAUUCAUGGAUGUUUUAUAUCGUCUAUUUUCUUUAAAAAUGUUUUUCACAGUCAUUUUUGUUGCACACAUCACAUUUAUUUUGCCUCUUAUUUUGUCAAUAUUCUUGAACCUUGUUUAACUAUUAAAAGAGAAUUGUCUUUAUCUCUUUAAGAUCAUGAAUGUAUAUUGUGAAAGGUCUUUAACAUUAUAUUGCAACACAAAAGACUUAAUUUACUCCCAUCUAUUGAAUGCAUUUAUUCUCUAUCAACAAAAGCACUGAAAAUCCAAACGAAAUGGUUUAUUCCUGCAAAAACACAGUGUGACUUUCAAUUCAGAUGUGACUGAUUUGUAUUUGCUUCCAGCAUUCUCCAAGUCCCAUGCAUGUUAAUUAAUAUGCUGUUGUUUAAAUAAGUUCUGUUUGCAUUGAGUUGUCCGUGAUUUUCUGAAUGAUGAGAGAAAUUCCACUAAGGUUGAAGGGAAAUAAACUACAUU
This is a messenger RNA of Hemibagrus wyckioides, 4396 nucleotides long. It is a transcript of the gene tbcela, whose product is annotated as tubulin folding cofactor E-like a. Gene Ontology annotation, biological process: protein folding. The record is from RefSeq and is a predicted model, not a curated record. NCBI's taxonomy places the organism in Eukaryota, Metazoa, Chordata, Actinopteri, Siluriformes, Bagridae. Gene Ontology annotation, molecular function: alpha-tubulin binding. The coding region runs from base 301 to 1587 and encodes 428 amino acids. The transcript is spliced from 9 exons.